CUUUCCAGAGCCGCCGUUGGUAAAAGGAUGAGCUCAUCGCCUGGGAGGCAGAGAGCUUCAGCGCGCGGACAGGAGGAGGACGCAUCUGCACGGAGACCCGAACCCCGCUGCAGGUAGACGAUGGUUUGGUCCCUGGAGCGUGACGCAGGGCCGCCCCCGCUGUCCGUGAUCCUGCCGCGGCUCUACCUGGGAGCGGAGCGUGACGUGACGCAGGAGCGCCUGGCCUCUCUGGGGAUCUCCUACGUGCUGAGUGUGAGCCGCUGCACCCCCCAGCCCACCUUCCUGCCCUGCUCCAGAUACCUCCGCGUCCCCAUUGAUGACUCUCUAUGGGACGACCUGCUGCCCUGGAUCCCCAAGGCGCUGCACUUCAUCGAUGCGGCCUUGUCCGCCGGGGGCUCGGUGUUGGUGCACUGCGCGGCGGGGAUCUCCCGCUCCCCAGCUCUGGCUGUCGCCUACGUCAUGUACCGCCUGGAGAUGGACCUGGACCACGCCUACAGGUUUGUGAAAGAGCGCCGGCCCUCCAUUUCCCCAAACUUCAACUUCCUGGGUCAGCUGCAGCUCUUCCAGGCCGCGCUGAGCCACAGAACCUCUGGUGGCGACUUCUUGACGCAGCAGCAGAGCGACCAGCCGGCGUCCGUUAGCGGCAGGGCCACGGGUUCGAGCGCCCAGAGUCAGGCGCAGCGUCCCACCGGGGACUCGUCCCAGCAGAGACACUCGAGUCCAGACCACAUGGAGGACGCAGAUCAGAGACUCUGGAGACCUGAUCCCAGUCUGCAUCAGCGGGAGCAGGAACCCCCAUCGGUUCCCUGUGACGCCCCCAAACCCACAAAGCCCCCCCUCCCACCAGCUUCAGCCUCUCUCUCAGAGAAACGCAAGAGCCUCACCCUCUCUCUGACUCCCCCGGGAACCUGUCCCUCCUCCCUGACAGGCCAACACUCAAAAGCCCCCGCCACCUCAAAAGCUGUCCCUGUGCAGAACUGUGAGGGAAAAGGAAGUUCUCAGGCAGAUGUGUGGGGCCACAGCGGGCCCCAAAGGCCGUCUGGGGACCCCUGCAGGGGCCGUGGCCCCCCCAAGAGCCAGUGUGGGGGGGCUGAGAUGAAGGAGCAGGGCCUGCUGUGGCCCUUCAGCAUGACUCUGAGCAAGCUGCUGGACUGGGGGGACAGGUUGCUGCUGGGGGGGCUGUUUGUGACCCCCGUCAGGACGGGGAGGCCUACGCUGCCCUACGAGUGCUGAAGGCGCACGCCGGAGGAAAGUGACCCGAACUCCUGCUGGACUUUGACAGAACCUUUGACCUCUAUUUAUUUAUGCGGCCCCCGCGCCCCCCCAUACUGUUUAUCCUUACAUUUCCAAGAUGAAAUUGUUCUAAAACCUUUUGGAAAAUGUCUGAAGUGUUUUAUUGAUGAUUAAAGUAAAAGUUCAAUCA
Molecule: messenger RNA, 1423 nt
Organism: Oryzias latipes (Japanese medaka)
Lineage: Eukaryota; Metazoa; Chordata; Actinopteri; Beloniformes; Adrianichthyidae
Biological process (GO): negative regulation of MAPK cascade; peptidyl-tyrosine dephosphorylation
Cellular component (GO): cytoplasm
Molecular function (GO): protein tyrosine/threonine phosphatase activity; MAP kinase tyrosine phosphatase activity; MAP kinase tyrosine/serine/threonine phosphatase activity
Source: RefSeq, a predicted model, not a curated record